Messenger RNA from Fusarium vanettenii 77-13-4, 927 nucleotides. RefSeq lists its product as uncharacterized. Lineage: Eukaryota; Fungi; Ascomycota; Sordariomycetes; Hypocreales; Nectriaceae. Bases 1 to 927 code for a protein of 308 amino acids. The record is from RefSeq and is a predicted model, not a curated record. The transcript has 3 exons.
AUGGAGGGGUCCACGACCGACGAGGCUCAAAACCGCCGCCCAGGCACUCAUGGCUUGGAUGCCAUUCAUGAUGCUUCACUCGACGGUUUGAACCCUGAACAAGCCAACAAGCCGCUGAAAUCGGCGCACGCUUGUUUCCAUGCGAACCCCACCAUCAUUGAAUGGCGCACUCUCGUUACCCCCUAUGUGUAUGUCCCUCCUUGGCACUUGUCAACACGGAUAUACGGGGCGGAUUCUGAGAUCAAUGGAAUGGCGACCCCAACAUGGCUAGUAUUGAAUUCCGAUCCUGAGAGAACCGAAGAAUCGGGGCUUCAUAUUUGUACCCUCGGGUGCAGCAAAUGCAGCACAAACAAGGUUAUGCUCCCUAUCGACCGUCCUCGCUACGCUAUAGCUAGAGGAUUGAUACCCAGUGGCAACUCUAUCUCCCUCAGCCUCAAUGUUCGGGGCACGGCCGCGUUCCAUGUAUCCGUCCAACGCUGCUUCACCCAAAGCCAUUGUCUCGACCGAGAGAAUGGGCGACCUUUCUAUCCGGACAUGAUGAGCCACGAUGCCCGAGACAGCCAUCUACCUCUCUUCGAUAUUGAUAAUGUGACUCUAACCGAUACAAUUCUGGUUCGAUGCUCUGGCAUCUGCAACCGAGCGUGCCCUCAGGAUUGCGAGCGGUCUAUCCUCGACAAUUUGAUGACCAGCUCCCUGUUUCUAGUGAUCCUACUGGCAACAUACUUUGCCAUAUCUCUGGCGCAGAACUCCCCGACACCGAUCGAUGGUUUCACUAUCUAUGGACCGAUCGUGCUGUCGGUCACCACAUUUCUCGUUGCACUCCUCUUUGAUGCCAUCGCCGCUUGGGAAGCGCGACGUGGAGGUGCUGCUGCUGAGGCACAGCACCCCGCUGGCAUCGCCAUGGCGGCUCUAGGCGUGGUUCCAUGA